AUUGCAAUUCACAACGAAUACCUUGAAGAUUGACCUACUGACCUGCAUCAUGUCGCCACUCUGGGUUUUUGUACUGCUGCCAGCCUUGAGCUUGGGGGUUGCUUUCAGUGACGUCUUGAACCUGCACGCCAAGCUGGACGUCAACAAAGACAGUGACCUGUCCAAGGAGGAACUUCGGUCGGCUGUGAGGGUGUAUGAUUACAACAAAGACAACGCUAUGUCCAUGAACGAGUUUUUUGACUUUGUGUUCGCGAACAUCGACACCUCGAUCAAGGAGACGGAGAACUGGGGCAAGUACAUCGACGUCAACAAGGAUGGGAUCGUCACCAUGUUGGAGUUUGACGCGGUAUUCCAGGCUAUAGACGGCAACAAGAAUGGGAAGCUGGAGAAGAUGGAGUUUCUGGGAUACCUCAUAAAAAUGAUACCAGUGCUCAUGUUUGGCUAGUGAGGACGUUGUUGAGGCUGAUGUAGUUUGGCAAGUGAGGACAUGUUGAAGCUGAUGUAGUUUGGCUAGUGAGUACGUUGUUGAGGCUAAUGUA
Messenger RNA from Physella acuta, 539 nucleotides. RefSeq lists its product as uncharacterized. Gene Ontology annotation, molecular function: calcium ion binding. The record is from RefSeq and is a predicted model, not a curated record. Lineage: Eukaryota; Metazoa; Mollusca; Gastropoda; Physidae.